AUGGUCGACGCGCGGAUGGUUUUCGAGAGCAUGCCUCGUCGUGAUGUCGUGCUCUGGACGAGCUUGAUACAAGGCUUUGUGGACAACGGGGAAAGCGAGCUGGCUCUCGUGUUCUUCGAAGAUAUGAAGCUAUCUGGGUGCUGUCCAAGCUCUCGGACGUGUGUUGCUGCGCUUGCCGCCUGUGCGAGCUCGGCAAUGCGAGAAGAAGCGGUGGAUGUCGACGGCAAACUCGUGAAGAGAAAGAGCUUGGAAACCGGGGUGGCUAUCCACAGCGAAGCUUCAAACAACAGGUGCUGCGAGGACGUGUUCGUGGGGAACACUCUGAUCGAUAGGUACGCGAAGUGUGAGAAGCUAGAGGAAGCUCCCAAGGUCUUCGAUGGCAUGGCUGGCCGAUCGUCCGAGCCACCUGUUCCGCGAGAAGAUGGAAAGCUAGUGCGAAUCCAGAGCCUAGAAAAGGGGAUGGAGAUUCAUUCUCUCGCCGCGAAGUUUGGACGCUGCGAGCACAGAUUUGUCGGGAGCAGCUUGGUGGACAUGUAUGCCAAGUGUGGAGAUAUGGUGAAAGCUCGAGCAGUUUUCAAACGCAUGCCUAGCCGGGACGUUGUCGUUUGGACGAGCUCGAUACAGGGAUAUAUAGACAACGGUGAGAGUGAGCUCGGGCUGGAACUCUUGGAGUGGAAGGAAAAUCCAGGCUGA
Selaginella moellendorffii is the source of this 693-nucleotide messenger RNA. Its product is annotated as pentatricopeptide repeat-containing protein At3g21470-like. Lineage: Eukaryota; Viridiplantae; Streptophyta; Lycopodiopsida; Selaginellales; Selaginellaceae. Gene Ontology annotation, molecular function: protein binding; RNA binding. Gene Ontology annotation, biological process: RNA modification. The transcript is spliced from 2 exons. The record is from RefSeq and is a predicted model, not a curated record. Bases 1 to 693 code for a protein of 230 amino acids.